GCACUGCGAUUUGCGCUUUGCGUAUAUAUGUUGCUCGCAUGUUCACGGAAGCAUCGCCCACUCCUAAAGAACGGUGAGAACUCCGAGCACCGAAAUUCGUAGCAGACGGAACCGCUGUGUAUCAAAAUGAGUUCUGAUAAUCCUACUACGCAUCAGCUUCCGAAAAUAGAUUUCUCCAUAUCCGACUUCAACCCGGGAAGCCCGUCCUGGGACUUGGUUCGUGGCGAUGUCGUGACCGCGCUCGAAGGGUACGGAUGUUUCGAGGCGGUGUGUGAUCAGCUCGUCGACGGUGAGCUUCACACGAGUCUCUUCCGAGCCGUGAAAGAGUUGUUCGAUCUGCCGGAAGAGACCAAGAGAGGUUUCACCGACCCCAAGAGACCGUACCAGGGCUACGUCGCCAGCCUCCCUUUCGCCCCAGGAUAUCAGGCGAUGGGGAUCGGAGGAGCCCUCGACUCUCCGGCUAUUCAGAACUUCACAGGCCUCAUGUGGCCUGACGGGAAUGCGAAAUUCCGUGAGAUUGUGCAGUCCUAUUCAUCAAAAGCAGCAGAACUAGGGAAGAUGGUGAUGAGAAUGAUCCUGGAGGGUUUGCAAUUGCCAGUAGAAAAAUAUCGCGAGGAUCUCAUCGAAAAUACAAGUCAUCUCCUCCGGAUGACGAAAUAUGAAGCUCCCAAGAAUGGAGGGACUCGAGAAGUUAGCGGAAUCAGUCAUAACGACACAGGCUUUGUGACGAUUCUUCGUCAGGAUGGGUCGGUAAAUGGACUAGAGAUCAAGGCCAAGGAUGGCCAGUGGAUUAGGGCAACUCCUUCAGCUUCCUCCUUCAUAGUCAUGGUGGGAGAUGCAAUCCAUGGAUGGUCCAAUGGGAGAUUGUACAGUCCGGUGCACAGGGUGGUGAUGAGCGGGACUCGAGCAAGGUACUCCGUCAUUCUAUUCUCGGCGAUGAAAGGCGUGAUUCGGUGCCCUGGCGAGCUGGUCGAUGAACAACACCCUUUGCUUUUCAAGCCCUUUGAAGAAAUCGAUCUCGUACGAUUAACGCGCGUGCUCGAGACCGAAGAAGGGUGGGAAUCUGAGUCGACUCUUAGAGCUCGAUAUCUUGUGUGACAAAAGGAAACUAGCGUUUGGUUUGAUUUCUUUUCCUGGUUUCUUUGUAUGUACGGGGGUUCAAGAUGGAGAACUUCAUUUGGUAAUUUGGAAC
Eucalyptus grandis is the source of this 1192-nucleotide messenger RNA. RefSeq names its product probable 2-oxoglutarate-dependent dioxygenase AOP1. The record is from RefSeq and is a predicted model, not a curated record. The transcript has 3 exons. The coding region runs from base 127 to 1098 and encodes 323 amino acids. Gene Ontology annotation, molecular function: dioxygenase activity. NCBI's taxonomy places the organism in Eukaryota, Viridiplantae, Streptophyta, Magnoliopsida, Myrtales, Myrtaceae.